Molecule: messenger RNA, 2665 nt
Organism: Sycon ciliatum
Lineage: Eukaryota; Metazoa; Porifera; Calcarea; Leucosolenida; Sycettidae
Product: putative per-hexamer repeat protein 5
Exons: 5
Coding region: 545-2665 (706 amino acids)
Source: RefSeq, a predicted model, not a curated record
CUAUUGUUUUACAUCCUGCAAACACAUGGCCACAAAGGUCUCUGGCUCUUGAACGCUCACAUUUCGUCCAGAAAAUGUGUUCGGAUAAUAUCACAGUGGCCUUGUAAUUGUGCAGUCGGGUUAUGCGAGACCCGAAAUAGGUAGUCCAUCAUUUCCGCUGCGCCUGUUCAGGGCAGGACGGGUACUCCACAACUUGAGCGGAGAGCCACCGGAAAGGAAAGCUAUCUGUGUCUCUCCCGAGCUGUUCUGCAGCCAGUGCCUCGUUGAUAGUAUUGUUGUCAGUGCAGCCGUGUAGUCUGCACCGUCCUUUAGCUCAGUUUUCAGCUGCAGAGCUCGGAGGAGUAGAUUUUCCACCGGAGUCUCUCUCUCCUCUGUCUCUCUCUCUCGUUUGAGUCACCGUACCCAGGAAGCAAUAAGUGAGUGGGCUUACCGUCAGACGACCAUAUGCAUAGGCGAUCUGUGAUUGCAGCUGGCCAGGGCUUGGAAUAGAUCAGCCGGAAUUGGCCUCAACAGUUCGCCAGUCCAGUAGCGGCUGUACGGCAUAAUGCACCUUGUGGCAGCUCUCGUCCUCGUCAGCCACCUGCUCCUGGCUAGCACAGCAAAUGCAGCAGAUGCGACAGGGACAGACGCGAUUGCGGAGCUACACAUCGCGACCGACUUGAAGCCGACCUACUACCUGUCACAGCACAAGACCCUGGUGCUGAAAGCAUCUGCCGGCGGAACUCUCAGCAUCAACACUACAGUCAAGUGGCUCGAGUGGAUUGUCCCCGCUGACACGGCUGUGUUGCACGGCUUGGCACAGGGCAAUCCCAGCACACUGCACAACAGCACGGGCGUAUGGGGUUCGCUACCCGUACUUGCACUGCCCAGGGACUUGAACGAAGUGAUUCUGCAGUGCGUCUUCACUUUGCCGGAUAACCGCACUGUGGAAACUCGCCUUGCCCAUGUUUUUGUCGAUCCUACUCCAAGCAUCUUACAGGACCUGGCCCCGCGAUUCCUGUAUAGGCCGCCUGAAUCACUGUUUUUCCAAAGCGCUGCGUUUGGACACCCGUCGGUCGCCUCUGAGUGGCACGUGGAGCGUCGGCUCUGCAACGGUAGCCUGGUGCCGGUCAGCAUCGCAGCCCUUGGCAACGUCACCACCCUGACGCGAAUACGGGAGGUCGGCGCGAAAGCGUUCCUCAUCUCCAGACUGCACGUGUACACGAUGCCGCCCAACGUCACACACCUGAUUGUCUACUGUACUUUCCAUGGUAACCUGCCAGGCAGCACCACAACAACAAGCAAGGCCAACUUGUACCUAUUCAACAGCUCCAGCCACCGUGCUUCCUUCGCGCCCACUCCAAUCCACCCAAAGCAGAUUGCAGGCGUCAGUACCGGACCACCACAGACAGUGGCGCCCGCUUGUGACAAUACAGCUUCGACUUAUACUGGCAGUAGCGGACAAGACGUAGCCAGCACAACCUCGCCCAGCACAGGCGGUGGGCGAGGAUCAACUAGCACUCCAUCAACCAGUACAGGUAGUGGACAGAGUUCAACCACCGCAGCCUCACCCCACACAGGUAGUGGACAAGGCUCAACCACCGCAGCCUCACCGCACACAGGUAUUGGACAAGGCUCAACCACCGCAGCCUCACCGCACACAGGUAUUGGACAAGGCUCAACCACCGCAGCCUCACCACACACAGGUAUUGGACAAGGCUCAACCACCGCAGCCUCACCGCACACAGGUAUUGGACAAGGCUCAACCAACGCAGCCUCACCGCACACAGGUAUUGGACAAGGCUCAACCACCGCAGCCUCACCGCACACAGGUAUUGGACAAGGCUCAACCACCGCAGCCUCACCGCACACAGGUAUUGGACAAGGCUCAACCACUGCAGCCUCACCCCACAUAGGCAGUGGACAAAGUUCAACCACCGCAGCCUCACCGCACACAGGUAUUGGACAAGGCUCAACCACCGCAGCCUCACCGCACACAGGUAUUGGACAAAGUUCAACCACCGCAGCCUCACCGCACACAGGUAUUGGACAAAGUUCAACUACCACAGCCUCACCCCACACAGGUAUUGGACAAAGUUCAACUGCCACAGCCUCACCGCACACAGGUAUUGGACAAGGCUCAACCAACGUAGCCUCACCGCACACAGGUAUUGGACAAGGCUCAACCACUGCAGCCUCACCGCACGCAGGUAUUGGACAAGGCUCAACCACCGCAGCCUCACCCCACGCAGGUAUUGGAAAAGGCUCAACUAACACUACCUCAACGACCACAGGCAUUGGACAAGGCCCAAAUACCACAACCCCGCCCCACACAGGCACUGGACAAGGCUCAACCACCGCAGCCUCAACCCACACAGGUAGUGGGCAAGGCCCCAAAAACACUACCUCAACCACCACAAGCAGUGGACAAGGCCCAAAUACCACAGCCCCGCCCCACACAGGCAAAGGAAACAGGCAAGGACCUCUCACUACGGCACCAGAUACCACAUCCAGCAUAACAGACCCCACUCCCACAGCAUCAGUGACUGGUUCUGCUUCUAGUACUGCUUCUCAGUUCUCAACAACAGCUGUAUCGAUGCAGAUCUCAGUUACAGCCAAUACCACUGCUGCAAAAUCCGGGUUUCCAACGACCGCAGCUAACACGGCUAUGACCGACCGCAGCUAA